CCCAUAGAAUUCCUUUCCGAGAUCUUGAGGGAUGCAGGAAACAGAUCGCCUGGGUUUGAAUGCAGGCUUCACCAAAGCACUACGGUGUGGCUUGGGCCUCGGUUUUCCCUUCUAAGAGGCACUGUUUUAAGGGGUAACCUAGAACAGCUGUGAGCUAACCCCUUGGCACACAGCAAGUGCUCGGUAGAUGCCAGUAUCACCGCCUCUUGUCCUGCCCAGGCACAGCCUCUCGCUCCACAUCGCACCUUGCAGAGUGGGCAGAAGGUCCCCGCGCUCCGGCCAGCGCCCCCACUCCAGCCGCCAGGGCGCGGGCGGCCUGUCGCGACAGCGGCGGUGCAUUGUGGGGCUUGUAGUGCGGGUCUCGGUUGGGUGGGUGGGCGCGGCCGAGGCAGUUCGCAGCGGGGCCAUCUUCGGCAGGCCGGCUGGUUCGGCUUGUGCAGCCGGUACCCGCUCCCCUCGCCCGGCCCGAUGGCGCCGCGGCCGCUAAGCCCGUUGGUGCUGGCGCUGGGUGGCGCGGCGGCCGUGCUUGGUUCGGUGAUCUUCAUCCUCUGGAAGACCUACUUCGGCCGCGGACGGGAGCGGCGCUGGGACGGAGGCGAAGCCUGGUGGGGCACGGAGCCUGCCCGCCUUCCGGAGUGGGACGAAUGGGACCCCGAGGACGAGGCGGACGAGGAGCCGGCGUUGGAGGAGUUGGAGCAGCGCGAGGUGCUGGUGCUGGGGCUGGAUGGCUCUGGGAAGAGCACGUUCCUGCGCGUGCUGGCCGGGAAGCCACCGCUGGAAGGCCACAUCCCCACCUGGGGCUUCAACUCCGUGCGGCUGCCCACCAAGAACUUCGAGGUGGACCUGCUGGAGAUCGGUGGCAGCCAGAAUCUGCGUUUCUACUGGAAGGAGUUUGUGAAUGAAGUAGACGUGCUGGUGUUCAUGGUGGACUCGGCUGACCGGCUGCGGUUGCCCUGGGCCCGACAGGAGCUGCACAAGCUACUGGACAAGGACCCUGACCUGCCUGUCGUCAUCGUGGCCAACAAGCAGGACCUGAGCGAGGCCAUGAGUGUGGUGGAGCUGCAGCAGGAGCUGGGCCUUCAGGCUAUCGAUAACCAGCGGGAAGUCUUCCUCUUGGCAGCCAGCAUUGCCCCUGCAGGAGCCGGCUUUGAAAAUCCUGGCACCGUGCACAUCUGGAGACUGCUCCUGGAGCUUCUCUCCUAGGCUGGUACCCACCUGUUCACCAGCCAGCCCUGGGACCCCAGUUCUGCUCCUCCUGCUUCUUCAUCCCCAGCCGGGGCCUGGGGCACAGGCUAUGUGGCAGCACUUCCCUUCUCCCCUCCUCGCCCUCUCAAGAGCAGGGCCUGGGCAAGGCCAGGAACCAUAUGGAAGCCUUGGUGAGCUAGCCAUGAGGCUGAAGCAGGGAGAUGGGUGAGGCUGAGGGUGGGAGAGAAUGGUGUCUUGCCCAUUCUGGGCUGGGAGUGAAUCCCACUUUCACCAGGGAAGGCAGCCUCGUCCUCUGACCUGUACAGUGAGCUGCUCAGCAGGGUUAGUUCUCCCUGCCCUAUAGGUCCCAGUGGUUGAGGACCAUUGUAGGUGUCCGAAGUAUGCCCAGUCUAGACCAUUCCCUCCUGGUGACUUCACACCCCUCUAAUGUGGGCAGGUUCUGGGCAGUACGCUGUGAGCUCAGACCCCCACUCCUGCAUUAUCCUCCAACCCCAGCUGGCUCAUGGCCUUGUGCAAUCCCUCCCUCUCUGGCCCCAGGGCCAUCCUUUUUAAAGAGAAGUGAUUUCUAUGUUUUUUUUCUAACUUGGAGAUGUAUUUCCCAGCCAUGAAGAUAAGAAGCUCAAGGACGAACCUAGAGAUCCUAGCAAGGAGCUUUCUGAAACCUCCCUGCUUCCCCGAGGUUGAGGCCUGGCCCAUCAGCCUCUUGACUACAGAGUAAGUGGUAUUCACCCGCUAAUCAGAAAAACUGAAAGCUUCCCCCAGCCACCCACCCCACCAAAAUCUGGAGACAGAAGCUGCUGCUCUUACACUAACUGUGCCAAUGCCCAUGUUUACAUAAGUCUGGGGAAGGAAGGAGCCUGCCUGUGUCCCUGGGAAGAAGACUGUCAGUGGAGUGGGACGUUGCCCUCCAAACUGCAUUUAUUUAUUUAUUUAUUUAUUUAUAAAAGGAACAGGCCAAAGUUUAGGCUCUGUUUCUAGGUGCUGUUAUUAAAACCCCAGAUGAUUGUCAUGGAAAAUUUGGAUCUUUGAGGAAAAUAACUGGAAUCAUGAAUGACAGUGUGGUAAGCUACAUGUGUCAGUGGAGACAAAGCUUGCACUCCCCUGACCCUCUGUGGCUAUAAUUGAUGUCAUAAUACUUCACAAUGAUCCAUAUGAACUUGAACUCCACCACUUGACCCAGUAGUCAAAGGGACACAAACUCUGUGUAGGUAACAUGACUCUGGGAGAGGCAAUUUCAUCAUAGUUACCCAAAUAAAAAGAAAUGAGAAUCAGCAGACCAACCAACAGGGUAGCCUUGGGUACAUCACUCAGCCUUUCUAGACCUGCUGAUUGCCCAGCUAAGGCAAAGUUGGACGGAAUUUCUGCUGUCCUCUCCAGUACACAUUCCACUAUUCUCCUGUUUCCAGUGAUCAGCCAGUUUAAGGACUGUCUCUGGAUUGACACUUCUCUUUAGUGCAGACAAAAGAAGGAGUCUUUUGUCUGUCAGGGGCCACUGAACUGUCAUCUCCACAAAUGGGCCUUUUUUUCAAGGAGAUAUCCAACUCAGUUUGCUUUUUAAUUGAGAAUAGAGAUUAUGUGCCUUUGUUUCAUUUGACCGGUGCAAAAGGGGCAGGCCAGGAAGGUGGGCUGUAGAUGUCUCAGAAUAGAAUCACUUUCUUUGAAAUUCUGAUUAACUUUCUGCUUUAAGAAGUGAUUUGACUGAUUUUAUUUUAAAUAUUUCGGGAAUGACUUGGGUUUUAGAGUAGACUUUGAAGCUCUGCUGACACUUUUCAUUUCGCCAUUAGAAGGUUGAGAGACUACUUCUCUGUUCUAUGAACUCCACCUUGUCCUCUAGUACUUAAAAGUUACCUUUGGAGCCAGCAUUGUUGAGGGGGGCACCCUUUUCUACUAAUUAAGAUCUGCCUUUGGUCUAAUGAGUAUCACUAUGUAGUAAGGUUUUUAAAGUCCCCACUGUGGGGAGGUGAACUUGACUAGAGUUUAACUAUAUGUACUUUAGUAACUUUCAAAGACUACUCUCAGAACUGACAGGUCCCAGUGGCACACCAGAAGACACCACUGAGGAGCACUGAAGGUCCCUGGUACUUGCACAGAGUGUAUAGACAUUCUUUUGGCCUGUGGCUGUGCCUCACGUAUGGAGCUGCUGGCCUGGCUGGGUGGCAUACAGUACUCAUCUGCUCCAGUUCCUACCAGGACCAGAUUGGGCAAAGUGGGGGAAAGGCCUUUCUUAGGAACAGCUAACUGCCUGGCCUUGUGGUGCUCUUACCUAGUUGUUCCUGAAUGUGACUUUGGUUCUGGAGCCCAGAUGACUGCUUUAGGGAACCAGUCAUUACCUGGAGCUGUUCAUCUCAAAGUGAGGUUCCUGACUAGCCUGGGUGAUGCUGUGUUCCCCCUACUGCCCUGACUCUACCUGAGCUUGGAAAUAGGGAGUGAAUGGCUGGGCAGCUGUCAUAUUCUAAUGAAGACAAUACAGUGCCCACUUCACAUGGGAAGGAAGUUUCUGCACCUACUUGCUGGUUGAACCUGUGCCUGGAUCACUUACCCUGGCUCUAGUGGCUUCUGUUCUUAAGAGUUAUUUAAAUGAAACCAUGGCUUCUGACCUGCUGCUAUCCCUCUGAAGAGAGGCCAGCCUGGCCCAGAGCUUGGACAUGUGGAUGGUCUAGGCAAGAGGGAUCCUGAGGCUGCUGGGACCAUCACCUUGGACUGGCUGCCUAUUCUAAGAAGCCUCCUCUGGCACUUCUUGGCGCCCAGAACUGCCCGUUGCAAGCUUGCACUGACACAUUGGUAUCCAGCUGUAAAGACUGGGGAGGAGGUGAAGUUGGUCCAUCCUGGCCUCCCGAUCCUCCACAGAGAAAUGCUAACGAAAAAUCUCACAACUCUAGCCUGUCUGUCUGAAUGAAACCCCAGGUUCUCCAAAAUAAUGUUUCCACUUGCCUUUGGGAAAGAAACAUUUUGUUCUUAUGCUAGUUUAGUAUCAACUGCCAGCAUCUCGAACCAGCUGCUAAAACUCGCCUGUGGUGUCCAUUGUCGUCCUCAUCCUGCCCCAGACCUCAGACCUGGGCAGUCUGAGCAGUCUGCCUCUCAUCUUUGCUGUGUGCUCCCACAUCCUCUAAGUCCUUUCUAGUAACUGAAAAGGGGCACCUCCAAGUUUUCCUGCUGCCUCCAGGAGGUGGGCCUAUUAAGGGACAAGGGGAAGAUUGCCAUCAAAGAUCUGAAGUAAAGGAGCCUUGCUGUCCCAGCCCAUGCCCUGUGAACACGGACCCACGAACUGCAUAAAACGGAGUGUUGGUGGCUGUUUAAAGUAUACAAUAAACGCAAAAAAGUUGGAUAUGG
This is a messenger RNA of Orcinus orca (killer whale), 4536 nucleotides long. It is a transcript of the gene ARL10, whose product is annotated as ADP ribosylation factor like GTPase 10. The record is from RefSeq and is a predicted model, not a curated record. Lineage: Eukaryota; Metazoa; Chordata; Mammalia; Artiodactyla; Delphinidae. Bases 469 to 1203 code for a protein of 244 amino acids. Gene Ontology annotation, molecular function: GTPase activity; GTP binding. The transcript has 4 exons.